AUGGAGGCGUCGUCGUCAUCGUCGUUGUCGAAUCCCUCGACGCGCGCGGUUCCUGGGGCGGAGGCGUCCUCGGGCGUCGUCCCGGAUCCGAGACGCACUCAGGAGCGGAGCGGACGCAGACUGUACCAUCACGGACACGGCGAGAUGUUGCUUCGAGAGGAUCUGAUUGAGCGACUCAUGGCAGUGAGCGUAGAGCAGGUCGAAGGAGCGGGGGAUGUGCGACUGUCGCGAGAGCAGAGGAAGAUUUUGGAUGCGUUUUGGAUUGGGGUUGGGGUGAAAAAGAAGGCGCAUCGAGAGCGACUCAUCGUGCAGGCGACCAAGGCUGGAUUAUAUCGAGAUCCCGUGCGUUUGCUCGAGCGCCUGGCGCAGUUAGAAGAUUCGCUGUGGUUGGGGGCGUCACUUUCAGGAUGUGAUCUCGGUUUGAUCGUCGGGCGGUGUCCGAGGGUAAUUUAUUGCGAUUUAGACUGGACGGCGGAGAAGGUGGAGUUCUUACGCGAGCUCUUGCCGACGGUGAAUUUGAAAGGUCUCAUCGAAAGAAACCCUCAGAUUUUGAGCAUGGAUCUCACGCACACGGUUCCAGCGAAACUCAGAGCGCUCUCCAAACUGCUCCCAUACGCCGACGUGUUCGCCCUGAUCGAUUCGCAUCCAAAGCUUCUCUCGAUGAACAUUUCAUCCAGUGUGAGCGCGAAUUUACGCUCGAUGCGCGCCACGCUCGCCGCCGAGGGCGUGAACGAGGCAACCGUGGAGGCCAUGAUCAUGUACUCCCCGCGCAUUCUUACUACCAACCCGAAAACGCUCGCCGACCGGUGCACGCAGCUCGAGCGCGCCUGUCCGGGUGCCGUCUCCGAGUACGCCCUCAAGCCCGCAUCCCUGGCCCGCAUCCUCACCUCGAGCGAGCGCGUGAUCAGUCGCAUCGAAUUCUUGCGCGAGAACCAUCCCGACGUGUGUCUCUCUGCCGUCGUCGCCGUGAACACGAGCGCAAGCAAAUUCGACGCCCGCUUCCCUGACUUUCAGACCUGGACCUCUUCAUUCGCAGAGGUAUAA
Ostreococcus tauri is the source of this 1044-nucleotide messenger RNA. RefSeq names its product unnamed product. Gene Ontology annotation, biological process: regulation of DNA-templated transcription. The transcript has a single exon. The record is from RefSeq and is a predicted model, not a curated record. Gene Ontology annotation, molecular function: double-stranded DNA binding. Lineage: Eukaryota; Viridiplantae; Chlorophyta; Mamiellophyceae; Mamiellales; Bathycoccaceae. Bases 1 to 1044 code for a protein of 347 amino acids.